Messenger RNA from Suillus paluster, 252 nucleotides. RefSeq lists its product as uncharacterized. Lineage: Eukaryota; Fungi; Basidiomycota; Agaricomycetes; Boletales; Suillaceae. The transcript has a single exon. The record is from RefSeq and is a predicted model, not a curated record. The annotation marks the transcript as partial.
UGCGCAGUUUGUCUCAGCAGGCACCCACACCGCACCAUUGAGUGCAUUUUGUCCCAGACAUGGGACAAGCAGCACGAGACCUUCUCCAAACGCAUCUGCAAAGGCCUCUGGACCAAGGACAGCAAGCAAAUUUGCACAGCCUGGCAGAGAGAUGAAGGUUGCACUACCCCAAGACAUGACACAUGUCACAUCUGCUCAGGCUACAAAGCCACAACCCAUGGAGCCCGGAAGUGCCCUCAAGCACAGAAGGAA